Notothenia coriiceps (black rockcod) is the source of this 2157-nucleotide messenger RNA. RefSeq names its product proteinase-activated receptor 1. Gene Ontology annotation, cellular component: plasma membrane. NCBI's taxonomy places the organism in Eukaryota, Metazoa, Chordata, Actinopteri, Perciformes, Nototheniidae. The record is from RefSeq and is a predicted model, not a curated record. Gene Ontology annotation, molecular function: thrombin-activated receptor activity. Gene Ontology annotation, biological process: blood coagulation; positive regulation of Rho protein signal transduction; thrombin-activated receptor signaling pathway. The transcript has a single exon. Bases 37 to 1293 code for a protein of 418 amino acids.
AUAAACCAGCAUUUCUUUCUUUCUCCAGAUCAUUUAAUGGAGGACCUUUUGAGGACCUUUUCCGUCUUCAACCCUUUAGCCACAGAUGAACCGAUAGAGAUGGAUGACUAUGGUGAAGGUGGUGAUUUCCAACUCAAUGGCUCUAGAAAAGGUCGGAUGCCUAAUAUCAAUUUCUCCAGAAGUCUGAAAAUCUCAGAGGAGGCGCUGCUGUUUCUAACGGGCCCCGUGUCCACCAUCCUCAUCCCGUCCUUCUACACGCUGGUCUGCCUCAUCAGCGUUCCCAUCAACAUCUGUGCGGUGCUGGCCUUCGCCCGGAGGAUCCGCCCUAAGAAACCAGCAGCCAUCUACAUGCUGAACCUGGCCUGUGCUGACCUGCUCUUCGCCGUGCUGCUCCCCUUCAAGAUCUCCUACCACUUCGGUGGUAACAACUGGAUAUUCGGCGGGCUCAUGUGCCGUGUGGUCACUGCAGCGUUUUACUGGAACAUGUAUUGCUCUGUUCUCCUCAUAGCUUGCAUCAGCGUGGACCGGCUGGUCGCUGUGGUCUAUCCCAUCCACUCCCUGUCUUGGAGAAGGCCGAGGAAUGCAAACUUAGCCUGUGUCUGCAUGUGGAUACUGUCCCUGGCUGGAUCUGUGCCACUCGUCCUCUCCGACCAGACCUAUCACCUCGGAGAGUUGGACAUCACCACCUGCCAUGAUGUCCAACACGUCAAUGAGCUCAUCGGGCACUACAAGAUCUACUUCAUCACCCUCUGCUGCGUACUCUUCUUCCUGCCUCUGCUCAUCACCGUGGUGUCCUAUGCUCGGGUGAUCUGGGCGCUGAGCAGAGUCCCGCGCGGGGCUCCAGGACGCUCACGCAGAAGAUCAAGAGCAGUGGUGAUGGCUUUAACCGUGCUGGUGAUGUUUGUGCUGUGCUUCACCCCCACAAACUGUCUUCUGUUGGCGCACUACCUGCAGUUUAACGAGGGUGUCGAUCAAAGCCAGGAGGCCCCCGAUGGCUCCUACGCAGUCUAUCUGGUGUUUAUGUGUCUCGGGAGUCUCAACUGCCUCCUGGAUCCUAUGGUCUACUACUUUGGAUCAUCCCAAUGCCAGCGACAACUUUCCAGCGCGCUAAGGUGUCAGAAGAUCACAGAGGACAGCAGCAGCAGUCAGUCUUCAUCCAAUUCAUGCAGUUCCAGCUCCAGGACAAUUCUCAAAUCCAGCCGUGCAGACAGCUCCAAAAUAAGCACUCAAAGCACCAAAAUUGACUCUUUCCAAGCGAACCUCCAGAGCCAAUACAAGAAGCUGCUCAUCUGAUGGACUCACAUUGAGCAGACUUCAUUGAAGUGACUUAACUGAAUCCUACCUGUUUAAAACAGUAUUUGACUAUGAAGUCCAAGUAUUGGCAAACAAAAAGCACAAGUUAGUCUGUGGGGUUUACUGUAUGUGUCCUUAUUAUAAUAAAGGGAAGAACUGAACCUCAUGCCAAAAGAAAUGACUUAAAGUCUUGGUUCCAUAACAACAAAUGUGCAAUGACAUUCUAUGUGCCCUUUGAAUGAAGUAGCCUCAGAAAAGGAAGGAAGUUCCGACUAGAUAAAAACUAUUCUGCUGAACAGUUGAUACUAUGAAGUAUAUAGCCUUAAAAAAAGGAAGGAAGUUGGAAUAAGAUAACUCUGCUGAAUAUUUAAUACUAUGAAAUGUUUUUACUUUUGCACUGUAUGUAAGAGCUUAUGAGUGUAUAAGCAGCAAACAUUGUUAGUAUAUAAUGGAAGGAAACAACUAUUUUUUUGUCCAGUGAAAAGCUUAUUUUCAAGCACGAAAAAGCUUUCUUAAUCAUGUCUUUCUUUUAAAUAUAAAUAUAUUUACAACUUUUUGUGUACCACUUUUGGCCUCUGAAUGAAUAUGUUAUAUCAUCAUGUGUUUUAAAGAUAUCCAACAGUAAUGGGCAUAGUUUAUUUCAUGCUGCUCUCUGUGGGCCAAACAUUUGGGUAGUUUAUCAUGUAAAGCAGUAAUUUCACAUCAUUGUCAUUCUUCUCCAGCAGGCAGCGCUACAACACUGUUAAUAAAAUGUAACCUGAAGGAUAGCCUUUUCACUGUGUAUCUGUUUUAGCACAGUCAUGUGAUAGUGUAAAGGAAUACUGACCGAAUAAAACUUCUUGAAUAUUUCAAUACAAGCUAAAA